Molecule: messenger RNA, 195 nt
Organism: Gryllus bimaculatus (two-spotted cricket)
Lineage: Eukaryota; Metazoa; Arthropoda; Insecta; Orthoptera; Gryllidae
Source: the annotation of a GenBank genome assembly
AUGCAAGGAAUAAGGCAAAAUGCAUGGACAACCGAUAAAAGCACGAGAAAACCUAAUAAAAUGGCGAAACACGAACACGAUGGAUCACAAAACGACAUAUCAAAAAAACGACAAAACAGGGAGAAAGAAGAAACAAAGAAGAAAGAAGAAACAAAGAAUAAAGAAGAAACAAAAAAUGAAGAGCACGACGAAUAA